Molecule: messenger RNA, 2343 nt
Organism: Chaetomium fimeti
Lineage: Eukaryota; Fungi; Ascomycota; Sordariomycetes; Sordariales; Chaetomiaceae
Exons: 4
Coding region: 268-2247 (659 amino acids)
Molecular function (GO): oxidoreductase activity; phosphatidylinositol transfer activity
Source: RefSeq, a predicted model, not a curated record
CUUGCCCAACACUGACUUAUUUGUUCAAGUUGUUCCUGCUGUUUUUAGGCUCUUGCAACUUGGGUUGGAGCAUCGAUCGAGCUUAGAUUGUGAACAUUUUACUCGGACUUAGCUUCCUAAUUUUUACCUUUAAUUGUCCACGUUCGAACUUUUUCAGGAAAAGCCACGCUAGAGCAAGUCGACUCAUUUUGGAUUCUAGCGCAUUUUGCACUUUUUGAACCCAACAACUACUUUGUGAUUAACUUAUCCCCACUACGGAGCACAAUCAUGUCGACGACUGCUUCAACCCCCGGUGCCGGCCCGGUGCAGGAGAAAGCAUGUGGGCCCCUCAAGCUCCCGCUGCUUGCUCCUACUCCCGAGAGCGUCCCCAAAGAACGGGCGCCCCUCACGGCGGAGCAGCAGACAAAAUACGACUGGCUAUUGCAACAAGCAAAAGGCUGGACUGAGAUCCCGUCCACCAAAGACAAAGCCGGCCCGGUCACCGAGAGCGAGAGGUUCUGGCUCACCAGGGAAUGCCUCCUUCGCUACCUACGGGCAACCAAGUGGAAUGAGAAGGAUGCGGAGAAGCGCCUGCUCGAGACGCUGACAUGGCGGAGGGAGUACGGCGUCGAGGAGCUGACGGCGGAGCACAUCUCGCCCGAGAACGAGACCGGCAAGCAGAUCAUCCUCGGCUACGACAAGGAGGCUCGAGUCUGCCACUACCUCAACCCCGGCCGCCAGAACACGGAUCCGUCUCCUCGCCAGGUGCAGCAUCUGGUCUUCAUGGUGGAACGGGUCAUCGAUAUCAUGCCCCCCGGGCAGGAGACCCUGGCCCUGCUCAUCAACUUCAAGCAGAGCAAGUCGCGGUCCAACACGGCGCCCGGGAUUGGCCAGGCCCGCGAGGUGCUGAACAUCCUGCAACACCACUACCCGGAGCGCCUCGGAAAGGCCCUCAUCAUCAACAUGCCGUGGAUCGUCACCGGCUUCUUCAAGCUCAUCACGCCCUUCAUCGACCCCAACACGCGCGAGAAGCUCAAGUUCAACGAGGACAUGAGCCAGUACGUGCCGACCGAGCAGAUGUGGACCGAGUUCAGCAGCGGCAAGCUCGAGUUCGAGUACGACCAUUCGGUGUACUGGCCAGCCCUGCAGAAGGUUUGCGGCGAGAGGCGGGAGGCCCGGUGGCAGCGGUGGGUUGCUGGUGGGCAGCAGCUGGGUGAGUCGGAAGACUAUCUGGCGGGUGCCGCCGACGUUGCAACGUCUCAAACCAUGUCCCCCUCACCACCACCCCCACCUCCCCAGACAUCACCAACACCGCCCACAACCACCAAAGCAUGGACCUUCUACCGGCCCGGCCCCUACCGCCAAACCCUCUCCCUCACCACCACCCACCCCCUGCCCCCCUUCCCGCCCCCUAACACAAACGAAGAAUACCUCCUCCUGCGCGUCUCCCACGCCGCCCUCAACCCCGCCGACCUGGUCACCCUCUCGGUCAUGCCCUUCUUCAUCCGCUCCCACCGACACACCAACCCAGCCGCCGUGCCCGCCCUCGACUUCACCGCCACCGUGCUGCAAGUAUAUAACCCCCCCUCACCAUCAUCAUCAUCAUCAUCGCCAUCCCAACCGCAACCGCGCUUCAACCCCGGCACAACCGCCAUCUGCUUCCCCCCCCUCUCCCACCUCCUCGCCACCGGCAUCGGCGGCCUGCAGGGUGUGGUCGCCCUCCCAGCACGGUACGCCGUACCCCUACCCGCGGGACGGACGGCGCGCGAGGCCGCGGGCCUGCUGCUGGGCGCGUGCACGGCCGACGUGCAGGUGGUUGACUACACGCAGUACAAGGACCUGCCGGGCGAGUUGGCGCGGCGGUUUGGGGAUCAGCCGUUUGACAACAUUAUUGAUGCGUUCGGCAACCAGGAGUUGUACAAGCAGUGUGCGCGGUACCUCAAGCCCGAGGGUAUGUACAACGCCGCGUCGAUACACUAUACGGAGUACACUUUCUGGGCCUUGCUGAAGAGCGCCUUGACUCUCGUCACCAACACUAUCUGGCCGCGCUCAACUUGGCUUGGUGGCACUGGCCGGACUUGGAAGGCGGCGAGUCUGAUGGAUCCGGGAUUGGACAUGAUGGAGCGGAUUGUGAAACAAUUUGGGGACGGGGAACUCCGAGUCGUUGUCGACAGUGAGUGGCCGUUUGAGAAGGUCCAUGAGGCUCUCGAUGUCGUGAAGAGCGGCCAUGCCGCGGGCAAGGUUAUCAUCAAGGUUAAUGAUGAAUGAUUAGAUUGGGUUGGUGUUAGGUCCUGUAUCAUAUGUUAUACCCAGCUCUAAUGCUUCUUUUAUUCUCCCAACCAUUGACGCCCUUGAUUUAAGGAC